Lepisosteus oculatus (spotted gar) is the source of this 6090-nucleotide messenger RNA. The record is from RefSeq and is a predicted model, not a curated record. NCBI's taxonomy places the organism in Eukaryota, Metazoa, Chordata, Actinopteri, Semionotiformes, Lepisosteidae.
GCCGAGCUAGAUAAUAUCCGCUCCACCAGCUGUGUGCUGCUGUUAGAGACGGACAGGGUUCUGUUUACACCAGUGUGUUUAAGGGUUUCUGGAAAUUUGGAUGCGGCAUUUUCGUACUUGAAGGGAGCAAGACAAACGAGGAGUAACAGUCUUGUCGAAGCCUUCAUGCAAGCAGAACCUUGCAUACAUUUUUGAGCGCCGUCUUCCACCCCUGGACAAUGGAGUUUGUGGAGCUCAUCAAGACCCCCCGGGUGGACAAUGUGGUCCUGCACCGUCCCUUCAUGCCCAAGGUGGAGGGCACGCUCUGUCUCACUGGGCACCACCUCAUCCUCUCCUCCCGGCAGGACAACACCGAGGAGCUGUGGCUGCUGCACUCCAACAUCGACUCCAUUGAAAAGCGGUUUGUGGGUUCAUUAGGCACAAUCAUUGUAAAAUGUAAAGACUUGCGGAUUAUACAGCUCGAUAUCCCUGGUAUGGAGGAGUGCUUAAACAUCGCCAGUUCUAUUGAAACUCUGUCCACUCUGGAUUCGGUCUCGCUGAUGUACCCUUUCUUCUACCGGCCCAUGUUUGAAGUGAUUGAGGAUGGGUGGAACACUUUCAGUCCUGAGCAAGCCUUUAAGCAGAUCGAAUCUUUGACAGAAGAGUGGCGGCUGAGUACAGUGAACAAGGACUUCACGGUCUGUCCCUCCUACCCUCCCCUGGUCACUGUGCCCAAGUCUAUCGAUGACGAGACACUGCGAAAAGUUGCCACCUUCAGGCAUGCAGGGCGCUUCCCUGUGCUCAGUUAUUACCAUAAGAAGAAUGGCAUGGUGAUGAUGCGGGCUGGGCAGCCCCUGACGGGCACCAACGGGCGGCGCUGCAAGGAGGACGAGAAGCUGAUCAAUGCCACUCUGCGCGCUGGCAAGCGUGGCUACAUCAUCGACACCCGCACCAUCAACGUGGCACAGCAGGCCAAAGCCAGGGGGGGCGGAUUUGAGCAGGAGGCACAUUACCCACAGUGGAGGAGAAUCCAUAAGGCUAUUGAGAGGUCUAAUAUUCUGCAGGAGAGCCUGAUCAAGCUGGUGGAAGCUUGCAAUGAUCAGUCCCACAACAUGGACCGCUGGCUCAGCAAGCUGGAGGCUUCCAACUGGCUGACGCACGUCAAGGAGAUCCUCACCACUGCCUGCCUUGCCGCGCAGUGCAUUGACAGGGAAGGGGCCUCAGUGCUGGUCCACGGCACAGAAGGGACAGACUCCACGCUGCAGGUGACCUCUCUCUCUCAGAUCAUCCUUGACCCUGGCUGCAGGACCAUCCGGGGCUUCGGGUCUCUCGUCGAGAGGGAGUGGCUGCAGGCUGGUCACCCAUUCCAGCAGCGCUGUGCCCAGUCGGCCUACUCCAACAGCAAGCUACGCUGGGAGGCUCCCAUCUUCCUGCUCUUCCUCGACUGUGUGUGGCAGAUUCUGCGCCAGUUCCCCUGCUCCUUUCAGUUCAACGAGCAUUUCCUGGUCCUGCUCUUCGAGCACGCCUAUGCCUCCCAGUUUGGUACCUUCCUGGGCAACAACGCCCAUGAGAGGCUGAAACUGAAGCUGCCUCAGAAGACGGUGUCGCUGUGGUCCUGGGUGAACCGUCCCCAGGAGAUGGAGCACUUCCUCAAUCCUCUGUACGAAGCCAACAGCCUGGUCAUCUGGCCCUCUGUCGCUCCACAGAGCCUGCUGCUCUGGGAGGGAGUGUUCCUGCGCUGGAACCGAGCCUCCAAGUGCCUGGAUGAAGCAUACGAAGAGAUGGUGCACAUUAUCGAAUACAACAAGGAGCUGCAAAGCAAGGUCAAUGCCCUGCGCAGACAGCUGGCUGAGCUGGAGACGGAAGAUGGGUUGCUAGAGACACCCUAGCGGAAUGUCAAAAGACUCCCUCCCAAGGAUUUCCUUUAAUAUACAGGCGUCCCCUUCUCUCGUAGGUAUUGCACAUACACUCUCAAACACACAAAAUACACGCAGCACACGUGAGUGCACUCAGGCAUGCCUUUGCACCUGCCUUCCUCUAGAUGUGUGCAGAGCGCUAAAAAACCCUUGCUAAGCGACACCUCAAGCUGUUGAACACACCCAUGCUUAAUGUAGUGUGCAAAUCUAUUAAAAUAACCCACCUUGGUGUAGAUCGGUAGCUGUCGUUUAUAUGCCUAAGAAUCUAGAUCUAUAUAAAAUGUUACAACAACUACAUUCUCUUUUUCAUUUCUUAAAUAAAAUAAACUCAGAAUUGGAAUCAGUGGGUGGUGAAAGAACUUUCACAAAUGUGGCAUUUCUUCACAAAUGAAAAAGACUUUGUAGGUAAGGUGGGGCCUGCGUUGUUCUUGAGGUCAUCAUGAAUCAGCAGAAGUCCUACACCGAGUCAGACGUUCCUUCUGAGAUGGAAAUCAUAGGGCAGAAAGUCAAAUUCCGAGAGCAUGAGUUAUUCAUUGCUGAAGUAACUGAAGAUUUUUUGUGCAGUGCUUAAAAAUGUAAAUCUUGAGAUGUCCUAAUAAAUUUGCACACUUCUGGACAUUUUCAUAUAGGAGCCUCUCCAUAUGUGGUCACACUAAGAAUCCCACCUUUCCCACAAACACUACAGUGAGAGACGGGGCUGGAGCUGCCUGAGAUUGAGAGUUGCUGUUCUGGCUUGGAAGUCUAGAAUUUAUUUACUUGAAUUCUGGCAGCAAAGGUUCAGUUUUGCCUGUUAAUUACGGAUAAAAACUAAAAUACCCUUUACAUAAAAAGGAUAAUUGGUUAAAUUGUCAAUUUAAUUUCUAUAUUGCUGGGAAACUAGGACUUAAAUGUUGAAUGUGAUUAACAUAAUUUUAAUCAAUUUUGAGGAGAACUGGAUCUUUUUUCUUUUUUUUUUUUAAGGCACUGCUUCUCAUUCUUUGAGCCCGUUUCUGUCAAGUUAGACUGAACUGCCUAUUUUGGUCAUAAGCAGUCGCCUCCGUUUUGCAAACUUUUUAAUAAGAAUCAAUGAUUCACAUUUUGACUAGCCUGUACUUGCUGAAACAUUCAGGUGUAUAGUAAGUAAGCAUUGUAAUAUUCUACUUAUUACACAAUGUUCUCCUAAUAUUUGGAAUUGCAAUUGCCAAAUUAAUGCCACCCAUGUGCAUUGCCUCACAGAAUUCUUGCAGUUUUCAGUUCAUGAUUUGAGUGGUUAAUUCACUCAUUUCCUCAAAUCAAAUUUCUUUAACAAUUUGCUCAUUUUGAAAGCAAAUUCAUUUCUGAGGUUCAAUUUUGCAAAAAGGGAGUGGCUGUGUCUUUUUAGUACCUGACACAUUUUGGAACUUGUAGAAGCUUCUGUUCUCAUUGGGAUAGAUUGGUACUUUCCUUUUGGGAUUGAUUGCUCAGCUAUUCUGGACGGAGAUCAUGAAUUUUAAAAGAUCAUUGCAUUUUAAUAUCACCAACAACUCAAUUAUUUUUUUCAUUAAGUGAAUUGUUUACAUUUUAAGUGACCACAAUAGCUGAAAUUCUUAUAGAUAAAUGUUAUUUUUAUUUCAUGAGGUAGUCUCCUUUUUCUUAAUUUUCGAGACGUUACUGUACGUUUACCAGAAUUGCACUGUUGUGCAAGAGUCUUAGGCAUUUUGUAAUUUUCUGUCUUUUUUGCAGAUGCACAAUGUUAUUGUGAUCUUCUGCUGAACAUUUAGACAUUUUGUUAGUUACUUAGUUCAGAUGGAUCCCUCAGUGUUUCACAGUACGAAAAGAUUACUUUAAGCUUAAUGUAUAGAAAAGAGAAAAUGGUGUUAAUGAACUACAAGAAGUUCCUAAAGAUUUUGACCAGGGUGAAUUAAGUAUUGCAAAAUGACAUUGCUUGGCACUAGGCUGUAUUAUAGCCGCCAAAGUCAUUAUUGUAGUACAAUAAGAGCUGCAGUGAAUGUUUUGAGUAAAUUGUUGAUGUUCAUAACAUACAAAUUGUAUUUUGUAACUCUUACUUAUGCCUAAGAUGUUUGACCAGCAGUGUGAAUUUCAGGAAUUCCGUUGUUGCUUUGUGGAAUUUUCCACUGACAGAUUUAAGGUUAAUGUUUUGAAGUAAAUGGUCAAAAGGUGGUGUGGUUCUUAACACUACUGCCUCACAGCUGUGUGGUCCUGAGUUCAGUGCCAGGCUGGUUAGCCUUCUGUUUUGAAUUUGCAUGUUCUUACCGUUUGCACAUGGGUGUUCUCCAGAUGCCCCAGUUUCUUCCCACAGCCCAAAGGUAUGCUGGUUGUUAAUUUAGGUCUCAAAAUUUGCCCCUAUAUUCUUGUGUGUAUGUGUGCCCUGAGCUGGAUUGGAAUCCUGUCCAGGGUGCAGUCUUGUCUCACAACCUGUUAUGUAUAUAGUAAUGGACACUCCACUGAUUUAUGUAAACUAAGGGAACUAAGUUACUGAUCCAUUAAGCGGGUCACGUGCUCAAUUAAGAGAAGUGUGGUUCUUGAGGACUGACUGAUUCAGAUUUCUAAAUAACUACACAAAACGGGGGUGGAAUUGUGGCACAAUAGUUAGAGUUGCUGCCUCGCAGUGCAGGAGCUCUGGGUUCAGUUCUGUACCUGGUGUGCUUUCUGUGUGGAGUUUGCGUUCUCCCUGGGUUUGCCUGGGUGCUCCGGUUUCCUCCCUGAGUCCAGGGACAUACUGGUCGGUUCAUUGGCUUCUGGAAAUAUUGCCCGGGUAUGAGUGUGUGCUUGUCUUUUUUUUUUCUUUUUUUUUUUUGUCUGCCCCGCGAUGGACUGGUGUCUUGUUUAGGAUAUACCCUGCCCUGUGCUCUGGUUCCCUGUGAUCCUGAAUUGGAUGCAGUGGUUACAAAAUAAAUGAAUGGCUUCACAAAAUGUCAGUAGUUCAUAGGUUGAUCUAGGUCUUUAGAAACUGGUGAUUUCUUGGUUAUCCACCCAUGGAACCUGCUAGAUGUGGGAAACUCCCAUUCGAGGGAUAUCUGGUCCAUUCAUGAGCUUAAUGGUGUAGAAACCUGGACCAACCAUUUUGUAACAUCAUUGGGAUUAAAGAAAACUACUGUAUUGAAUUUUGAUUUACCUGUAAAUUGUUUAUGAUUUCAAAAAAAAUCUGAAAAUGUGUCAUUGGAUUUUUUUAAAUUUACUUAUAGUGGAAUUUAUUUUUAGUAAAAUUUAGAUGAGGAUUAAAUUGCUUUAAGUAAUAGUUUGCUUUAAUUGGUGUUUGACACCAUCCACACUCAUGGUUUCUACGUUUCUUUUAAGGGACAUUUGUUCAUCAACCAUUUAGCCUAAUGAUGUAGUAGCGGGUUCGGGUUUUGAAAUUGCAAGAUUUGAAAAAAGUCACUUGUCCGCUUAUGGCUGCAAAGGUCAACCAUGUAUGUUUGUCUAACCAUUUUUUUUUUAAAAACUUGAUGUUAAAAAUUGCUCACUUUUUAAAAACUUUUUCUCAUAGAAAAUUGUCAGUCAACCACUGUAUGUUCCUCCUCCUGCGCUUUUAGAACUAUGUUUCAGUAACAGUGGUUUGCAGUCCAGAGAAAGACCGCAUAUCUUCAGACCUUAAGAAUUAUCCAUCCUGAGAACAGGCCCGUUGAAUAUUAAGAACUUAAUAUUCAUACUUGUAAGAAAAACUGUCACGCUGAGUUAUCCGUGGUCUCUGAGAGCUGAGCUGCAGAGGUAUUUACUUUUCCAGUCUGUUUUUGGUAUAGUUAUUCUGGGACUGUAUGCAAAUACAGGAAAUGUUGUAACUGUGGCUUUUCAAUGCAUUACAGACAGUUUUGUUUAAAGGCACAUCAGAACACUACAAACUGGAAAGAUCUAAAUUCAGAAUUGCACACAAAAUGAAACCUUUGUUGUCAAUUGAGUCCGAAGUAAGAGGUAGGCAUUAAGUCUCUGAAUGUUUGCAUCAUGUCAUUCCGUUCUCCAUGUGUGUCAAAGGAAAAUUAGCACUAGACUAUCACCGGUUUGGUUGAAUCAGGACAAAAGCAGGCAAGCCAGUGGUGCUCAUUUUGAUCACAUUUUCGGAUUCAUUCAUGUACAGAAUUAAGUCUUACUGAAUAUUGUUAGGAAGUAAAGUUUUCUUUACAUUAUUUGAAUGUUGGUGUAAUUACAUUUAAUGCAUUGUGUUUUGUGAUGUCUAAAAUGUGUGGAAUGUACUGUACAAUAAAGGAACAUGUAUAAAGCA